UGAGAGUGGAGGCUGGGAUCUGGCUGCCAGGCCAUCCUGGGCACAGCAGGAAACAACAUGACUUAGGUAACUCUGCCCAAAGGUGCACCAGCCAUGAUGCAGCAGCCUAGAGUGGAGACGGAUACCAUCGGGGCUGGUGAGGGGCCGCAGCCUGCAGUGUCCUGGUCAACCCGGGUCACCCGGCAGGCCUUGGUACGCUGGUGGGUGUGCCACAUGCCCCAGAGCUGGGCCCAGUGGUGGAGCACAUCAGGUUGGCGGCAACCCUUGCAGCGCAUGCUGUGGGGUGUAGAAGGGAUACUCUACCUACUGCUGGCGCUGAUGCUCUGUCACGCACUCUUCACCACUGGCUCACACCUACUGAGCUCCCUGUGGCCCGUGGUGGCCACAGUGUGGCGCCACCUGCUGCCAGCUAUCCUGCUGCUGAUGCUCAGUGCUCUGCCUGCCCUGCUCUUCAUGGCCUCCUUCCUGCUGCUCUUCUCCACGCUGCUGAGCCUCGUGGGCCUCCUCACCUCCAUGACUCACCAAGGUUAUGCUCAGGACUUGGACCAAUAGAAGGGCAACCCCA
Castor canadensis (American beaver) is the source of this 565-nucleotide messenger RNA. RefSeq names its product transmembrane protein 239 (gene Tmem239). Lineage: Eukaryota; Metazoa; Chordata; Mammalia; Rodentia; Castoridae. The record is from RefSeq and is a predicted model, not a curated record.